Molecule: messenger RNA, 1206 nt
Organism: Lachnellula hyalina
Lineage: Eukaryota; Fungi; Ascomycota; Leotiomycetes; Helotiales; Lachnaceae
Exons: 8
Coding region: 1-1206 (401 amino acids)
Source: RefSeq, a predicted model, not a curated record
AUGGCCCAAAGACCAAUCUUGAGCAAGGAGCGCCAGGAGCAGCUUAAACAGAAACUUCAAGUUUCCAGCUUCCAUCCCGAUGCGAUUCUGAGGGGGGCGCAGCUCACCAUAGUUGGUGCUCUGAGGGCCCUCCAAAACCCGAAACUCUUCACUUCGGAGCAUUACAAGCAAGCUGCUAUAGCUGUUGCGGCCGGCAUUGCCAUCCGACUUCUCAUCACGAUCCCGAUCAUUGGCAUAAAAGUGCUGCUCUGGUGUCUGUCCUUCAUUCUGGACUUUGAACAUGCCACUUGGGACAACGAUAUCGUCAAAGGCCUGGAUUUCAUCCAGAACUAUGUUCUCCAAAUUCCAUUCUUUCUUAUGACUAUGAUGAGAUAUGUCACUCCCACGCUUGACAAUAUGUUCAUGGAUUCUUUAGCUUGGGUGGAUAAGACAUACUACGCAAAGCACACGGGAGAAGCCCCGUCCACGUUGCGAGAAGCCUACUAUCCCAAUCUCCGCAUGUAUGCCACUAGAGACGGCAGCACGCAUACUGUGAGUAAAGCCGAGGCAAUCACCAUGUUCCUGAUGAAAUUUGGCAAGAAGGCAGGAGUUUCGCUCACGAUCUUUGCUUUGUCUUAUAUUCCAUACAUAGGCCGUUUAGUAUUGCCAGCGGCUAGUUUUUACACUUUCAAUAAAGUCGUAGGACUUGGACCUGCAGCAGUAGUUUUCGGAACAGGGCUGUUCUUACCUCGCAGGUAUCUUGUCAUAUUCUUGCAAAGCUAUUUUGCUUCAAGAAGUCUAAUGAGAGAACUUCUCGAACCAUACUUCUCCCGUAUCAAGUUUACAAAGGAGCAGAAGAAGCACUGGUUUCAUGACCGAGAGGGUCUGCUCUUUGGCUUCGGCGUUGGAUUUUAUCUCUUCCUACGAAUUCCGCUCCUAGGAGUGUUGAUUUACGGGAUUGCGGAAGCCAGUACUGCUUAUUUGAUUACUAAAGUCACCGAUCCUCCACCAUCUCCAGCUAGCAGUGAGGGAUUUGCUGCCAGUCAGCAAGAGUGGAAGAAUAAGCAUGAGUUUCUGAGUCUUAAAUUUUCAGACCUCGACACCCACACUACAACGCACAAUCGCUCACACCAAGAACAAGACAAUGGCACAGUCGAGACUCAAGGAAGCUCGUCGGGUUUACCAUCUGGAGCCCCACCGGCUUAUACGGAGAUGAGAUCUAGAUAG